CCCCUUUUUCCAGCCUCUGCUCCCUGCACAGGGUCUUGUUGGGGGAGCAAGGCGAAUAAUCUGGUGUAUUAAAAGUCAAAUUGCCCACGGCUGCAUGGGGAGUCCUGGAAAGCUGGGGCAUGAAGAGGCAUUUACACCCACACGUCUCCCCGUCCUCCCCCCAUCCACGCCAAAAGUGUUACCAAAAUAACUGUGCCUAGCAGAGUGGAAGUGGGGAAGCGAAGGAAGGAAUGAAAGGCUCUUACAUAGCAGGGUUUGGCCCAUUUGGAGAACAUGCUGUGAAUGCCAGCUGGAUUGCAGUUCAGGAGCUGAAGAAGCUGGGCUUGGGAGAAGGUGUGGAUCUGCAUGUAUAUGAAAUCCCCGUUGAAUACCAAACAGUGCAAAGACUAAUUCCUGCAUUGUGGAAAGAACAUUGUCCACAAUUGGUGGUUCAUGUAGGUGUGUCAGGUAUGGCUACAACCGUAACACUGGAAAAAUGUGGGCAUAACGUUGGAUACAAAGGCUUGGACAACUGCCGUUUCUGCCCAGGCUCACAGUGUUGUGUAGAAGGAGGCCCAGAGUGCAUUGAUUCCAUUAUUGACAUGGAUGCAGUUUGCAAGAGAGUGUCAACCCUGGGACUAGACGUCACAGUUACUAUAUCCAAGGAUGCUGGCAGAUAUCUCUGUGAUUUCACUUACUAUACUUCCUUGUACCAGAGCCACGGCAGGUCUGCGUUUGUUCAUGUUCCUCCACUGGGAAAACCAUAUACUGCAGAACAGCUGGGUCGGGCACUACAGGCUAUCAUAGAAGAAAUGCUUGAUGUUUUGGAGCAUUCUGAAGGCAAAAUCAAUUGUCGCCAUGAACACUGAAGCUGGGCAAAAGUCCUAUCACUGUUGCACUUCCAAAAUAUUCCCUGCUACUAAGUACUGGGGGAGAAGCCUGUCUGAAAUGUACAGAACAAGAAUGGGAGACGGGAAAAUGAAACUUAAUUCCACGUCCAGCAAUUUUGUGGCAUUCUUUUCUUCCUGUGUGAAUUCCAUCUUGAACAAGAAAAGAUUUGACAUCUUUCCUUUAAACCACCUGCAACUACUUAUGUCCAGAAGUGGCUGAAAAAAUGUGUGCUGUGUUUUAUACAGAGGCUAUCUGUAAAUCAAGUGACAGCUAUUGAAUGAUCUAAUGCAGUGCAGAUGAAAAGGUUUACACCUGGAUUCAGAGUUUCUGUGCAGGAGUCAUUAAUUGAAAAGAUUUGCUAUUUUUAAAAAAGACUCUAAUUUUACAUUAAAACCUCUAAGCAGUUGGCAUAAAAGACUGUGAACGUAUAUUGGGUUUUAAACAGUUCUUGCUUGGGAUGGGGAGUCAAUUAUAAUUGUUUGAGGGGCAAUGAAUCUGUUUGCCAGUCCUAAAAUACCCAUGUAUUUGCAUGGACUCCUGUUAAGACUUUAAUAAUGCCGCAAACAGAAGAGGUACAGAAUUUUGAUUUCCCUUGUUUGUUGGUGAGUGCUUGAGGUAGAAAGAGGGCAUGAGUUUUUGUAUGGGGGAGACACCCAACUUGCACCAAAUAUUUCCAAAAAAUGAAUUUUAUUGUGCUCUUAAUAUCACCUACCUAGCUCAGACUAACCAUAUACCUCCUUUAUGAAACACAUUGUUUCAUAUGUGUAUAAAACAUACUUAGAGCGGUUGGAAAAGCUUUGCUAGUGACACUGUUUCCAUAGGAGUUUCUCUUCCCAGAACCUCAUUGCUUACCCUACCCCUGUAUUCUUUUCAUUGUUUGUUGUAUUUUCUUUAGGGACUGGAGGAAGAGUAACAUCUAAGGACUUGUCCGCACAGUGCGGCAAAGUGCUCUCGCGGCUUGUGAUCCACUGUCCCUUGAAGACCCUGCUGGUAUGCUCCGAAAGGUUUCUAGCGCACAUUGACAGAGAGAAACCUGCUUCAAGACUGAACUCAUGCACAGCACGUUAAAGCGCUUUACAAAUCACACCCCUCUAGAGAGCUUUGGCGUGCCAUGUAGACAAGCCC
Molecule: messenger RNA, 1995 nt
Organism: Pelodiscus sinensis (Chinese soft-shelled turtle)
Lineage: Eukaryota; Metazoa; Chordata; Testudines; Trionychidae
Source: RefSeq, a predicted model, not a curated record